GAGAUCUAUUCCAUCACUAUGGCAGUGAACAUUCUGCCACCAAAACCAUGGUUCUCACAGGGGACUGGAAUACUAAUUGGGACAACUUCAGGGGUGAAUUCGAGGACUAUGCGCUGGCGACCGGUCUACAUGAAAAACCCAACGAGGUACAAGCGGUAACUCUGAGGAGUUUAAUGGGCAGCGAUUCCAGGCACAUCUACCUGCACAAUCUCCCCCACACAGCACAACAACAGGGUGAUGGAAAGGCCAUUCUGGAUGCGUUGGAUAACUACUUCAAACCCGCCAAGAACGUCAUUUAGGAUCGGUUAGUUUUUGGAAGCUGCAAAACAGGAAGAGGUCUGCGGUCCAUGAGGACCUGCUGAUGCCCAGUGUUGCUGACGGGAGAGACUGGACCUCUGAAGCACCUGGUCACAAACCCUGGCCCCGGAUCAGAACCCUGGAUCAGGAGCCGUUGCUCUUCCUUCCCAAGUCAGGACCAGGACCGAACCACGAAGGACCGAGACUCCACCACCACCACACCGAACACAACCAGUGGACAGGUGGACUGAACAACCUCAGUCCUGGUGGUCAUCAGAGAGACAGAGGCUCCAGUCAGGAAUCCAGUCUGCAGCCCAGACCCUUCUCUUCACAGUCUCAGUGCAGGGAUGGAGCAGGACCUGGGGCUGAUAGAGAUAGACCCUCCUGUUCCUACGAUACAAACGCCACAGUAUCCAUGAUGAACAGAGCAGGUCACCCUGGGCUUCAGCCUUCAACGAGAGUGGUGGGAGACCCCCCUGGUGGUAGUCUAUCAGCAAGUCUGUCUUCUCCUUCAGGAUCUUGUCUAAUGCCUGUUGAAUGGGUUCAUAGGAAGCCUGGGUCCAGCCUUCCUCAGCUACCUCAUGGUUACCCCAUGAAUACAGACAGGGUCAGGAUGGGACGGAUUAGGACGGACGCCGACAAGCCGUAUGCCUGCCCCACGUGUGGGAAGCGCUUCGCUGAGGCGAGCUAUGUGAAGAAGCACCAGACCGUUCACACCAAGGAGAGGCCCUUCAAGUGCAAACUAUGUUACAAGAGCUUCUCCUUCCUGAGUAACCUUAUCAGACAUAGGAGUGUCCACAAUGGGGAGAAAUCGUAGCAGUGUGGCUUGAGAUGUACACAGGGGAUAUCUGGGAACCAUUCUUUAUCUGACAUAUUAUAGUUAUCAUGUGAAGUGUCUUUGGGUAAGAGGGUAAUUAACCACAUACCCCUCAUUAACUCUUUGUUAACUUGUCAUUUGAAAUAGGCUUGAGUAAAUCUGUUUUUAGAGAGACAGUAAACCUAAGCUAUAUUAAGGAUAGUUGAAUAUUAACCUUACUGAGGUGAUGUAGAUGGAAUAAAGUAAUUAUUUUCUCUUCUAUUCUUA
Messenger RNA from Oncorhynchus keta (chum salmon), 1381 nucleotides. RefSeq names its product zinc finger protein 569-like. Bases 362 to 1114 code for a protein of 250 amino acids. Gene Ontology annotation, cellular component: nucleus. The transcript is spliced from 2 exons. Lineage: Eukaryota; Metazoa; Chordata; Actinopteri; Salmoniformes; Salmonidae. The record is from RefSeq and is a predicted model, not a curated record.